Molecule: messenger RNA, 1773 nt
Organism: Populus euphratica (Euphrates poplar)
Lineage: Eukaryota; Viridiplantae; Streptophyta; Magnoliopsida; Malpighiales; Salicaceae
Exons: 1
Coding region: 487-1281 (264 amino acids)
Source: RefSeq, a predicted model, not a curated record
CAGAGAAGUUUCUACUGUAUAGAAGAUGAAGGUCUUACUCGCUCACUCACUCUCAUUUGGGCUAAAGGCAAUUCUUAAAGUAAAAGUGUUAAUGCCUCAUUGGAAACCAUCCUAGAGAGGCAUUCUUUUGUAGCCUUUCGGUGCUUAAAUUCUUCUGCCUUCUCUCUCUUUAUUCUUCCAUGGGAUGAUCAAUUGUUUUACUGCUGCUUCAAUUUUGCUCGGCACAUAUGUAAUUGAUCAAUCAUCUGCUGUUGAAAAGCGAUGCUCUCAGUUUUGACAAAAGCAAAAGCUAAAGCUGCUAUUUCUGACUUUGAAUCCCCAUAAUUCCUUCCCUCUUUCUCUUCUUUGCUUUAUCUUGACUCCAAAUCAAUCACAUUUAUUGCUUCUUGGUAUUUUUUUGAAACUUUUGCCCGCUUUGAAGCAAUGGGAAACUAGACUCGCAAAACCCCUUGCUACCUCAGAAAGAAGAAGUGAAUUGAUCCUAAUAUGGCUAUAGAUGUCUGCUCAGAGAUUUCAAGCGCAGGAAUUAGUCCAAGAAUCUCCUUCUCCCAUGAUCUCAACCAAACAACAGAUGCUGUUUCCAUCGAAGAUCAUCACCAUCGCAGACUAGACUCGUCUCUGUUGGAUUCUGAUUUCGAUUUCUGCAUUGGCAACAGUUUCGUUCAAGAAUUGUCCUCUGCUGAUGAGCUCUUCUCUAAUGGCAAGAUCCUGCCUGUUGAGAUAAAGAAACAUUCCAUUUCCUCUAAAGGUAAUAAUCAUCAGCCGAAGUCUUUGACCUCUCAACCUCAGCAUCAGACCAGUACCGGGACUACAGAGAAGAAGCAACUGAAAGAAUUCUUGUCAAUGAGUCUUGAUGCAGAUGAAAAGCCCGCAUCGAAAUCUUUUUGGCAGUUCAAGAGAAGCACUAGUCUGAAUUGCGAUAGCACUAGAAGCAAAGGCCUCAUUCGAUCGCUACACUUUCUUUCCAGAAGUAACUCUACUGGGUCAGCACCAAAUCCUCCAAAACAAGCAAUGUUAUCCAAGGAGACUCAAAAACCUAAAUUGCAGAAACAAGCUUCUGUUCCAAGUCGAAAACCAUCGGUGCCUAGUUCUGCUGCGUUUUAUUCUUACAAUCCACAGCAGAAGCCUCCUCUAUUAAGGAAGUGUGGUUCUCAUGGGAAUGGAUUCAGAAUCAGUCCUGUCUUGAAUAUACCACCACCUUACAUUUCCAGAGGAGCUGUCAAUCCUUUUGGUCUUGGCUCACUGUUUUGUAACGGUAAGGUUAGAAGGAAGAAGGGAUAAUUAUUUGUGUGUUUUGUUCUGUUGAUGACUGAAUCUUUUCAAGUACAGGUGUCUUUAGCUGUCUAUCAUUUCGGUUCAUGGAUUAGCAUGUGAUUAGUCUGUAAAUUGGAAGAAAAACUAGUAAAGAAAUGAUUAGAUCUUAAGAAGAAAUACAACUACUACAUGGGUUAAUUACUUUUGGAAAGUGAAAACAACAGUAUUAUGGAGGAGGAGGAGUUGUGAUAUUGGAAAUGGAUGAUGGUGACUGUUGUUGACGCCUAGCUAUCAACAUGGCGGUCAUUUUGGGAGACACACUAACAAGGUGUUUCAUUGCUGUCCAUGUCCAUGAUUUUCUUUCUUUUCAUCCUUUGAUUUUUGUUCUUUCUCUCUUGGUUUUCAAUAGUGGCUCUCUUUUGAUCUUUUGAAUUUGAUCUGAGGCCUCCUUAGGUCAUUUCAUAUGUGCGUAAAAAAUACAGGAGAUGCUUCAGUUUGACCAUACUAUUUCUGGGUCCA